CCCGCUCUCCCUCCCUCCUCUUUCAGUGUCAAUUUUCCCUCCCUCACCCUAACCCCAAGCCCUGCUAGCUCAGUGGUAGAGCGUCGCACUCGUAUCCUGCAUUGAUGAGUUGCUAUAUAUGAUGCGAAGGUCAGUCGUUCAAGUCGGCUGUGGGGCAUGGCUUGGAAAUUUAGGACUCUUUUUUUGGCGAGGGCGGAAGGUGAUUUACAUGGCGAGGGCGGGAUACGGAGAAGGCCGCGAGGGCGGGGUGAGGAAGAUGGAGGCGAGGAAGAUGAGGAGGAUAGCGAGGGCGGACGAGGAAGGUAAGGCAGAGGGCGGGGUGAGGAAGAAGACGGCAAGGAGGGAACAAUCGCAUCGGGAGAACGGACGGAUCGGGGUAGAACAAUCGCAUCGAGGGAGUACGGACGAAUCGGGGGAGAACAGACGGAUCGUGGCAGAACCUCACUCGAACCGCACGCCCCACCCCCUCCUGCACUCACCCUCUCCCUCCUGCCCUCCUUCACCUCUCCUUUUCCUGGCUACCCACCCUCCUCUUCCUGACUGUCCGCCCUCCUGCCCUCCCCCUCCUUCCCCUCUCCUUUACCUGGCUCCCUCGGUUGUCCGCACUCCUCGGCUUUCCGCACUCCUCGGCUACCCACACUCCUCGGCUGCCCGCACUGUUCCGCGUCGGAGGCGCGCGCGUGUGUCAGGCAUGGAGGGGGGUAGGGGGGUGGGGGGUGGUAUGGAUGGGAGAGAGGGAGGGAGGGAAGGCAGGUGGGAGGGAAACGGGAAACAGUCGGCGACAAGUGGUGGGGCGAAGACACGGUCAAGGGGAUGGGCGAGGACGCGACAAAAGGAUGUUCGAGGACGCGGUUAAGGGGAGGCGCGAAGACGUGGUCAAGGCGCAGGGCGAAAGAUGUGCGAAGGGAAGCGCGAAGGCCCACCCGCCUCCACCUAGUCCGCCCACUCAUCCGCCCCCCCUCUCGCUGAAAAGCGACCGGCCCUCCUCAACGCGUCUGGCCUUUCCCUCGCUCCUCGACGCGUCUGGCCUUCCCCGCCUCCUCGCCUCAUCUUCCCCUCCCCCCUCUUCGGAGAGCGUCUGGCCUUUCCCCCUUCAGUUAGAGACGAGUCGAGGGAUCGAGGACGCGCGAGGCGGGGGAUUCGAGGACGCGCGAGUCGGGUGAUUGAAGACACGGCGAGAAGGGGAUCGA
Molecule: messenger RNA, 1190 nt
Organism: Schizophyllum commune H4-8
Lineage: Eukaryota; Fungi; Basidiomycota; Agaricomycetes; Agaricales; Schizophyllaceae
Exons: 2
Coding region: 119-856 (245 amino acids)
Source: RefSeq, a predicted model, not a curated record